Messenger RNA from Neurospora hispaniola, 471 nucleotides. Its product is annotated as putative ribosomal protein L24.e.A, cytosolic. The transcript is spliced from 3 exons. The record is from RefSeq and is a predicted model, not a curated record. Gene Ontology annotation, molecular function: structural constituent of ribosome; mRNA binding. Lineage: Eukaryota; Fungi; Ascomycota; Sordariomycetes; Sordariales; Sordariaceae. Gene Ontology annotation, cellular component: cytosolic large ribosomal subunit. The coding region runs from base 1 to 471 and encodes 156 amino acids. Gene Ontology annotation, biological process: cytoplasmic translation.
AUGAGAACGUACGACGAUACCUUCUCCGGCCAGAGGAUCUACCCUGGAAAGGGUAAGCUGUACGUCCGUGGCGACAGCAAGAUCUUCCGUUUCCAGAACGGCAAGUCCGAGUCGCUUUUCCUCCAGCGCAAGAACCCCCGCCGCAUUGCCUGGACUGUCCUCUACCGCCGCCAGCACAAGAAGGGUAUCUCUGAGGAGGUCGCCAAGAAGCGCUCCCGCCGUACCGUCAAGGCCCAGCGUGCCAUCGUCGGUGCCUCCCUCGAGGUGAUCAAGGAGCGCCGCUCCAUGCGCCCUGAGGCCCGCUCCGCCGCUCGUCUCGCCGCCAUCAAGGAGUCCAAGGCCAAGAAGCAGGAGACUCAGGCCGCCAAGAAGGCUGAGAAGGCCAAGAACGCUGCCAACCCCAAGGCCCGUGUCACCUCCAAGCAGGGUGCCAAGGGUGCGCCCGUCAAGGUCGCUGCCAAGUCCCGUUAA